CAAGGCGCAGGCGGCCGCGAUGCUGGUGCGCCCCUGGAAGUACUUUGGGCGUGUGCUGUGCCUCCUUCUCGGAUGGGUUUUUUGCGCCGUUUUUGCCGUCCUGUGCCACGUGUUGCAGCAUUCCGUGGACCAAGAAAGUUACCAGGGCGAGGCGGCUAUUCUGAGAAAAAACUGUCUCAGUUGUCGACGCAUCACAGUUCAUUAUUUUCCGUGUGAUGCUGUUGAGCAAGCUUGUACUGCUGAAUCUGCAAAGUAGGCUUGGGACUGUACUGAGACAGUUUUUUCUCACGAUAGCGGCCGGCGGGCGGUUGAUCCCGAAGGCCGCCAGUCUUCUGUUGCCCCGGGCGGUGUAUCUGUCCGAGGUUCUUGCCAUGCUCUUUGUUUUCGGCUUGCCCCUGUGGCCCCUCCUCGGCGCGUUGCAGGCGCAAGAAGGUAACGACGCGUACGUCUUGCACCCAGGCAGUGUAUCCUAAGGAAAAACGUCCCCACACCAGAGUCAAGAUGAGGAUUUUGCAACACAAACCUUGAAGUUUUGGGAGCCACGCAUGCCAAAUUGCAGGCUGUAUUGUAAUGCAGUUUAGCAAGGGAUGUCGCAUUACAAAUCCAUCUGCUUAUCCUGUUUACAGCAUUACAAGUUCCAGAACACGAUCGGGAAUGCCUAUCAUGGGGAUGCGCAUUACAAAUGCACUUGUGCUUGCAGAUCUGCAUGACAACUCUGGGGUGGGGAUUUUUUUACACAGGAUACAGUGUUUUCGGAACGACGAAACGGGAUCCCUUCGGGACGAUUGCCGACGGGGUAAAUAGCAUCGUAGCCUCCGCGUGGGUUUGGAACCCGAGCUGCGGCACCUACUCGGACUACCUGAUUCCCUUCUACAACAGCACAGCCCAGGCGGACGCCGGCUGCGAUGGUUGGACCGGUAGGUGGUGGCAAAUGCCUUACAAGGUCGCUUUCAACGAGAGCUAUUCUUCGGAAGAUCAAGCUUACAAAGCCGGGUUGGGAGACUGGUGACUGAGUGGAAAUGGUUUUUAAUUUCUUGAUGCUGAGGUAUGUAAGUAUAAGUACUUAAUGCCUCGUUUGAUGACGGCGAAUAUUAGGUACAAUUUUACCUUCGUACACACAAUCCGCUACGGUGGAGCAAAACGGUAAAAACAGAGGAAUCGUUUCAUGCUUUUCUGUACUCUAGUCGGGAGCUGCGGAAUGAUUCGUCUACAUCAAGAAGAAGUAUUAGCUCGACUACAUUUUGCUCCUGCUAGGAACAAUUUUUGAUUGUGGAAACAUUGUGGAUCCUCUUUUGGCAGCGGUAUCAGGUAAAUUUGCUAGGGGGCCGGAGAAGUCGCUUCUGUGAGAACCACUUUUAUAGAUAUUAUCUAUAAAAGUGGUUCUCACAGAUUUUUAGAAUUCUCUGAUAAGUACUCACUCCA
Amoebophrya sp. A120 is the source of this 1422-nucleotide messenger RNA. The record is from the annotation of a GenBank genome assembly. NCBI's taxonomy places the organism in Eukaryota, Dinophyceae, Syndiniales, Amoebophryaceae.